UCGCCUUCCAAAGUAGGCCGUCCACAUUUAUCACCUCUCGCAACAAAAACAGCUUUACUUCCAACAAUCCUAAUCCCCAAAUAAAGCAACCUAAAACAACCAAAACAGACCUUCCAAUUCCAAACAUUCAUUCAUUAUCACAACCCAUUUUCUUCUCCAAUCAGUUUUUCUCCUUAAAAAAUCUUUAUUCUUUGUCCAAUUCCAUUAUUUCUUCAUCUGGGUACAUGGUGGAAUCCGAUAACAGGCUCGAUAUGUCAAGCAAAAGCUUUAAUCGAUCCGUUACCAUGCAACCCACCGCUGAUUCUAAACCUAAACUCAAUUAUGCCUCUCUUAAUCGGGCUGUUUCCAGCAACAGGUUUUACAAUUCCGUGGGAUCAGCUAGCAAUUCUUUCAAAGGUAAGGUCAAACAACUCUGCAGUUUAUUUGAGACAAAAAAACCCCCAAAAGCUACAAAUUUGAUCGAAGCUGAGACUCAAAAUGUGAAAUCUUUAAAACCCAUGAAAUCUUUAUGUUAUAAUGAUGAAUCUUCGAUUAGAUUACCGGGUACCCAGGAUCGGAUUGUUGUGUAUUUGACGAGUUUGAGAGGAAUUAGAAGAACUUAUGAGGAUUGUUAUGCGGUUAGGAUGAUAUUUAGAGGGUUUAGAGUUUGGGUGGAUGAGAGAGAUAUUUCGAUGGAUGCGGCCUAUAAGAAGGAGUUGCAGAGCAUAUUUGGGGGGAGGAAAGUGGAUUUGCCACAGGUUUUUAUAAGGGGAAAGUAUGUUGGUGGAGCUGAUGUUUUGAAAAGUAUGUUUGAAACUGGUGAAUUGGCUAGGGUUCUUGAAGGAUUUCCGAGACAACAACUGGGGCAGGUUUGUGGGACUUGUGGAGAUGUGCGGUUUGUGCCUUGUGAUAUUUGUAGUGGGAGUAGAAAGGUGUUUGAUGAAGACGAAGACAUGCGUAAACGGUGUCUAGAAUGUAAUGAAAAUGGCUUGAUCAAGUGCCCUGAUUGCUGCUCGUGAGUUUCCCUUUCCAUCGACAUGGCCAUCGUGUUUUUACUGCUUGUGUGCUUGCAUUUAGUUCUCUUUUAUAUAAAUAUGGAUUCAAAUGGCCCUUUGGAUUCAUUGAAGGUGUUUUCUUUUGUGUUCACCGACUUAGUAACAUUCAGAUAUUGUUUGCUGUCACAUAGAUCAGCGCCAUGAAAUAAUGUUUCUGCUUUCUUCAAAUUAUUAGGGAGAGUAUUUCUCCUGAGUGGGAUGUAAAUACUUUAGUGUUUUGUUACUGUAAUGGGGUUGAAAAAUGUUGCUAAAGAUGUAUUUUAAUCAAAUGGGUUUGUUUUUGUGCCCAAAUUCCUUUCGAAAAGGGUGGUAUUUUAAUUCAUAUGUAAAGAUUCUGGUUUGUUUAUGUCAAAUUACUCAACCAUA
Molecule: messenger RNA, 1400 nt
Organism: Mangifera indica (mango)
Lineage: Eukaryota; Viridiplantae; Streptophyta; Magnoliopsida; Sapindales; Anacardiaceae
Exons: 1
Coding region: 225-998 (257 amino acids)
Source: RefSeq, a predicted model, not a curated record